CGCAAGACAGUGAUGAAAAAAAGAAAACAUCGGUAAUUGUUAUUGUUAGCUUGUUAGCUAGCAGUCGAACUGGUGAAUGGAGAUAUGACAGAGUAAUAACGUCUUAUUACAUGUGCACGAUUAAGUUAUUACAAACGUAAAGUGAUGGAGGACGGAAACAGGAGUGAUGCUGCUUCCACAUCCAAGAGUCACGCAGGCUCACUCCACCUGCAGACUCCCAAAAAUGAGGAUGCCUAUGAAAUUGCCAUUCCCUAUGAGGAGAGCAACUUUGAGCAGCAAGGUUUUUUCAAUCAAAGUGAUCAGAACUUUGAUGAGUCGCCCCCAUCUGCUGGCCCGUCUCCAGUAAACAACUCAUACAUGGUGAUCACCAACCUGCGGACCCAGCUACAGAUCUCUCUGGAGAAAAACUCUUGGCUGCAGAAAAGGAUUGAGGACUUGGAGGAGGAGAGGGACUUCCUCCGUUGCCAGCUGGACCGCUUCAUCUUUUCCACAAAGAGCCAGGGACAGGAGCAGAGUCAGAGCCAGUACAGUAAUGGUUAUGAAUCCAGACGAUUCAACUGGAGGGCAAGAAGAGAGGAAGAUCGUCCCGUUGAGCAACAGAAGACGGAGUCUCAGCAUUUUCCCUCACGUCAGUUUAUCCAGCGAAGGCCUGGCCCUCCAACCAUGGUGCCUUCCAAAAACAAUGUCUCCAAUCCACUAACCACUCAGCUUGCCUCUAUAAAUGCUCUGUUCAACUCUACACAAUCCCAGGCCCUCUUGCAAGGCCAUAGCCAUAGUACUCCCAACACCACAGCCAGCGGGAGCAGCGGCAACAGCAACAGUGCUGCAAGGUCAUCCAUGAAUGAAAUGAGUGGGCAUAGCAACAUGGGUCCAGAGUCCCUUUCACUCUUGGGAGAAUCUGAUGAGUACUUGGAGCAGGAGGGCUACCUCGAGGAGGAGGAGUUGAUAUCAGGGGAAGAUGUAAUGCAAGACACCAUUAACAGCAACAGACACCAACUAAAGAGAAGACGGGUCUUCCGAGCCCCUAGAGAGAGGCAGAGAGUGAAAGACGCUGCUGGAGUGCUGUUUCGCUACAAGAAGAUCCUGCUAACAUACCAGCGUCUGAAAAAUAUGUCGAAAGCCUUCCAAAUCCACGGUGUGGACCGCAACACGGUGGCUUCCACCACACCCAUCGCUGAGCUGCUACUAGUGGCCCCAGAAAAGGUGGCAGAGGUGGGUGAGUUCGACCCAUCCAAGGAGAAGCUGCUGGACUAUGCCCGGCGCUGCUACACGGCCCUGGAUGAGGAGACACUUAGCAGGGUGCAGGCCCUGAAGAAGAAUAACCUGCUCCUGCCCAUCUCCUACAGGUUUAGACACUGAGCAGAGAAGGACAGAGGAAUGGGACAUCUCUCUGGAAAACAUAUGAACUGCAGCUGAGCUCCUUUGUUUUUCAGACAAACUUUUAGCAUCUCACUUUUUAUUAUCAAUAUGAUGUCACUUUCUUUGACAAAUCUAUCACCAUUGUUCCAGUAAUAUAGAGGAUGUGGGAGUGUCCGCUGCAGUCGGAAAGGGAAAAAAAUGGUUGUCAUUGCUCAAAGAGCGAAUGUGGCAUGUCUGUGAUUCAGAAUUUCUGGACACGAGUGUGUCUUUACGAUUGGGAUUAUAGAGUGUAACCAACUUAGCUCAUUCAUGUUUCAGCCUUUGCAGAGAUACACUGAUCUUUUCUAACCUGAACAUCUGGAUCAGCUUGUGGUUGGUAGUUCAUUAAUUGAUUGUCUCGAUCAUUUCAGCUCCUGACAGUGUAAAUGAUUUUUAAGCGUAGCCAUUUUUAUCACUUUAUGUGUGCAAUUAUGACAUGAUCCCAAAAAUAUGGUAGCUGUCAAUCACAAUGUCUGUGUAUGUUAAAAUUAUGUUGCACUUAAUAGAUUUUGUAGAGUUAUACUGUAUUUUUAAGAAGUCAUCCAAAUUUUGUUUUGUUUAUAUUGCUCUGUGUCUUUGUUAGAUCAUUUUUAGCAUUGUCAUUAUAUCCUCAACCAUUUUCACUUGCCUUAAAGCAAUUAUGUGAUCUCCUCGUGUGAGACAAGCAACAGUUUUGGACCACUUUCACUUCCUGAACACCCUGAAGAGAAGGACCGUACAGACUACAGUAAAGACAAGUCCAACAUUAGCUGCAGAUGCAUUUCUGACAGUAACAUACUUCUUGCAACAAGAUUCACGUCUCUUAGAUAAAAAUCAAAGACAGACACAUAUGUUGGUAAUAUUGUGUGUGUUUGACUCACUUUAGCCCAGUUUUAACAAGAAUACUGCUGCAUUACUCUGAUGUUCCACUAAGGGUUGUACCAAACCUUUUUGUAAAUGAUCUGCACUAAAACACAGUAAAUGUCACUUCUUAUGCUUCUCUUAUUGGGGCUCUUGCUGUAAUGCUUUUGUGACAAUUAUACCUUUUGUAAAACAGCACAGAGCAUUUACUAUAUUAGCUAUUUGUAACUUUGUGUAACUUCCGGUUCUGUGUGGGAAAAACUGGGCAUUAAUCACACAAACAAUUUUAUAGUGUGAGUUACGGCAUCAGCAAAGCAACUAGCUUGUGCCUACAGAGGAUCUAUUAUUGUUUCCCACUACAAAUGCAUGUAAAAAUAAUAGCUAAUUGAUGGUUUGUAGUUUAUAGAGGUCAAAAUCUAUAAUUCUCAAAGCAGCAGACUGUUGAUUAUAUUGUACAAUAAUGUGUGGUGUUUAUACCGGUACAGUGAAAUUAUGACAUCUCAUAUUAAAUCAGAUAAGGGAACAGUGGAAUACAGUGAUUCUUGGUUUAAAAUUUCCUAAAACAUUUUUCUUAAAAGUAAAAAUAGAGGUGCUUCAAUCUGUGGAAAUUACACACAUUCAGUGUCUGAUUGUAUG
This is a messenger RNA of Epinephelus moara (kelp grouper), 2874 nucleotides long. RefSeq names its product coiled-coil domain containing 106a (gene ccdc106a). The transcript is spliced from 8 exons. Gene Ontology annotation, cellular component: nucleoplasm. NCBI's taxonomy places the organism in Eukaryota, Metazoa, Chordata, Actinopteri, Perciformes, Serranidae. Bases 145 to 1359 code for a protein of 404 amino acids. The record is from RefSeq and is a predicted model, not a curated record.